AUUUCACAUUUGGAUGCUUGCAGACAAACUCCUUCAAUAAUGACAAGACAUGAAAUAAAAAAUAAAAAGCAAUAAGAUUAGAAUACCACUAAUUCCAGGAUACUGCUUUUUGAAUAAAUCAUUCUCUGCACUUUCAAAAGAGGUACUACACCACUCUUCGUUUUUCCAUUAUAAAAGCUCAGCAACCAUUACCUGCUAUCAAGAACUUCAAAAUACAAGAGUAGUAGUGAACCUGAGAAGUAACAAUGGCUGCAACACUCUUAGCAUGUGAUCCUGCAGAUGAUGAUUACAUUGACAUGGAAGUGAACUCAUACUCCAACUUCUUCUGCCAUUCUCAUCAAUCUUAUCCACAGCCUAGAGAAUUUGAGUUUCAAAUGUCCUCCAUUGUUCAAGAGAAAGAAGCAACAACCUCACCAGCUGAUGAGCUUUUCUACAAAGGAAAGCUUCUCCCUCUUCACCUUCCUCCUCGGUUACAGAUGGUUGAAAAACUCCUUGAAAACUCAACCUCUCCUUUUCACAAAGAAAAUGAUACCUUUGAUGAGUUCUUCAGCACUCCUCUGGCCACCACCUACACAACACCAAUUGCUGGCACCCCAUUUGAAUCCUGCAACAUCUCUCCAUCAGAUUCUUGCCAAGUUAGCAGAGAAUUAAACCCUGAAGAGUAUUACAACCUUGCCUACCCCACAGAUACCAGUGAUGGAUUUGUUGUUGAAAACCAGAAGAAGUCGUGGAAGAAGAAACUGAAGCAGUCUUCACUAGGUUCCAAGUUGAAGGCUUCAAGGGCUUAUCUCAAGUCUUGGUUUGGAAAAUCUGGUUGCUCAUAUGAAACCUAUGCAACCUCAACCAAAGUUGCAGAUGAAGGAUCGGUUUCAAAGGCCAGGGAAAUUUUAAACAAGCAUGUGCAAGUGGCAAAGAAGAACCCUUAUGGCCAAAUUCACAGGGACAGAUAUCAGUCUUCUGAUUCUGUCAUGAGAAGCUACAAAGAGAAGACAAGUGAGGAUGGAAGUAACCAGCACAGAAGGUCUUUCUCUGUCGGCAUAAAAAUGCUUCCAGGGAACAAAUCAUCAUCAUCAUCAUCAUCUUCAUUUAUGUCUGGUUCAACUUCGUUUUCAUUUUCAAACAAAUCUUAUGGAUGCCAAGCUCGCCAGCUACUGAAAAGGUGCAGCAGUGCAAAUUCAGAGAUAGAAAAUUCAAUUCAGGGAGCAAUUGCACACUGCAAGAAGUCUCAGCAAGUGUUCUCUUCAAAGAACACUGCAUCUAGAACCUCAGUUUGUGAGGAUCAUGAGAGGGUAGAGCUUUGGAGGGGUUGAUGAGGAAAUUGAAGAGUAGUUUUUGCUUAUUUUGUAUUCUUCACACAUUGUCUUUCAAUUCAAUAGUAACUUUGGUGAAAGAUAGCUUCAUUCACCAGCACUAAUUUUAGAAACACUCAUGGUUAUCAUGAUGAUGACUACAGAAUGAGAUUCUUCUGAAAAUAAAAUUCCAACUUUGUACUA
Messenger RNA from Vigna unguiculata (cowpea), 1493 nucleotides. It is a transcript of the gene MAKR4, whose product is annotated as membrane-associated kinase regulator. NCBI's taxonomy places the organism in Eukaryota, Viridiplantae, Streptophyta, Magnoliopsida, Fabales, Fabaceae. Gene Ontology annotation, cellular component: plasma membrane. The record is from RefSeq and is a predicted model, not a curated record. Gene Ontology annotation, molecular function: kinase inhibitor activity.